This is a messenger RNA of Protopolystoma xenopodis, 693 nucleotides long. NCBI's taxonomy places the organism in Eukaryota, Metazoa, Platyhelminthes, Monogenea, Polystomatidea, Polystomatidae. The record is from the annotation of a GenBank genome assembly.
AAUCUCUCUUGCUGUAUCUUCCGCUGUAUCUUCCGCUGUAUCUCUCUCUCUCUCUUUCUCACACACACACACUUUGUCUUCUUCUGUCCCUCUGAUUGUCCAUCUGUCUCUCUCGGAAUCUCUCUUGCUGUAUCUUCCGAUGUCUCUCUCUCUCUCUUUCUCACACACACACUUUGAAUCUCUCUUGCUGUAUCUUCCGCUGUCUCUUUCUCUCUCUCUGUAACUCUCCCUCUUUGUCGCCUUAGUCUGGACCCACCAGAAUCUUCUUCUCCCUUCACCUUGAGCCUCGAACCUCGAGCUUCCCCACACGUACGAAUCAGAUGCCCCUUGUUCGAGACUCUCCACCGCUGCCUUUUGCCUCACCUCGGCCCGCCCUUUCUUCUGCUUCCCUCUUUACCGGCCUCUCUCGCCACCGGCCUCAAUCCCCUUCCAUCGCGACGCCCUCGUCAACUGUCCUAUUCGACAACCGUGUGCAUAUCAACUCACCGCACCGGCGCGAGUUUCGCCGCUCUUCGGUCUGGCGAUUCAGUCAGUCUCGUCCCAUUCGUCUUUUCAUUAUACCGUCCGAUCGGCGCCGUGUACUUUUCAUCUUUUCUCUGCUUUCCCGACCAAUUUGCAGUCGUCGCCGGCAUUCGGCAACUGCAUCCAAGCCGGCUCCAGUUGACUAGAGUCGGAGGACGCCUCUGGCUCUAG